CCUUGGUGUAACUUUUAAAUAUGGCGGUUCUGUUGGAAACAUCUCUCGGACAACUUGUACUGGAUUUGUAUUGCGAUGAGAAGCCACGAACGUGUACAAACUUCAUUAAACUUUGCAAAAUGAAGCACUAUAACUUAUGCCUUUUUCACAGUGUGCAGAAAAAUUUGGUCGCUCAGUCUGGGGAUCCUACUGGAACAGGUCAUGGCGGUUGGUCUUUUUUCAAGUACUUGUAUGGUGAGCAGGCACGAUAUUUUGAUGCUGAGAAGAAACCAAAAAUUUCACACACACGUAAAGGGUUAGUUUCCAUGGUGGACAACGGAUCUGGACAGCAUGGUUCUCAAUUCUUCAUAACUUUGGGAAAUGAUCUCAAUUACUUGGAUGAUACGCAUACGGUUUUCGGCUAUAUUGCCGAGGGAAUGGAAUUCGUUGACAAAAUAAAUGAAGUGUACUGUGAUAAAGAUUGCCGGCCGUUUCGGAAUGUGAGAAUACAUCAUACAUUUGUUCUUCACGAUCCAUUUGACUCUCCAAAAACAAUUCGUUAUCCUGACUCUCCACCCUCAAUCAAUGUCUCGGCAUUUGACACUAGAUUAGAAGAGGAUGAAGAACUAGAUGACACUGAAGGACUUUCACCCACACAAGUGGACGAACUGAAGGCAGAACAAGAAGUUAGAACUCAUACCCAGCUUCUUACGCUGAUAGGCGAUUUACCGGAUGCAAAUGUUAAACCCCCAAAUAAUGUACUUUUUGUCUGUAAACUUAACCCCGUAACCACAAGUGAAGAUUUGGAGAUCAUUUUCAGUCGGUUUGGUGACAUCAAAUCAUGUGAAGUUAUUAGGGAUAGACGUACUGGUGCUUCCCUUCAGUAUGCUUUCAUAGAAUUUGAGAAAGAGGCUGAUUGUGAAGAUGCAUAUUUCAAAAUGGACAAAGUUGUUAUUGAUGAUAGACGUAUCCAUGUGGAUUUCAGUCAGUCAGUCGCUCGUGAAUGGCAGUCUUACAGAAAAGAUAAAGUUGCACGCGUUCAACCCCAAAAUACUUCCAAGUCAAAAGACUCACGGGAUGUAAAACGACCUUUUUUACCGAGAUCACCUGAACGAAAUAGCAAAAGAAAUCAUCCUCAGCAUUCUCGUAGCGGUGAAAAUAAGAAAAAGAGACAUAGUCCGAUAAGACAGGAUUCUCCAUCUGUAUUAGGUGAAGGAUAUGAUUUGGUAAUAUCAGAUGAGUCUGAUUCUUCGUUAGUGUCAGCGAAAUCCAAAGAGACACAUCAUAGCUCAAGCAAGUCAUCCAAAACUCAUCGCAAGAAACACGAGAGAAAAAGGAAACAUAAGCAUCAUUCACGAUAUUAACCAUUGUAAAAAACUUUCGUAUUUGUUAUUGUAUAUUAUUCUCAUUAAUUCGCAUGAUACUUAUAUUUUGUAAAUUAUAAAUUCAUUGUUUUCUAAAAAA
Schistosoma turkestanicum is the source of this 1443-nucleotide messenger RNA. The record is from the annotation of a GenBank genome assembly. Lineage: Eukaryota; Metazoa; Platyhelminthes; Trematoda; Strigeidida; Schistosomatidae.